AGAAACGACGACGUGAUGGUUUAAGGGAGCGUAACUAAGCUGUCCACCGGGGCACUACAGCCAAGGGAGAGUGGAUCCGACCGAAAAAAUGCCCGGAGUUGGAUUAGCGAGAGCGAGUCAAGACCCCCAAUGGAGCCAGCUUAAUAAGGGCGGGGCGCGAUAUUAACGAGAGAAUAACAACUGGAAUAGUAAAAGAGUGUCUAACCCGAGACCAGGAAAAUAAUCAAAGAACGAUUCGAAAAGAGCGACGAAAGGAAGGAGGACUGGAGGAAAGGGGACCACAAUCUGAAACGACCAGGCCGGACUAAGCCGUAAUAUUUAAACGCCCCGGAGUCCGGGUUCCCAGCGGCGGUGAACCAUGGAUGAGAUCAAUAGAUGAAGAGAGAUGAAGAGACUUGUCUUUCCACCCCUCUUUGGCUUCGGUGGAGGGGGACAGGGAUACUCGAUCCAGGGGGGUCAUGCAGACUGCACGCUCUAGAGCGCCAUUUGAAACCGCACGAUUGGUGGUCGAAAGGGAUGGGCCUGCAGCCUGCAGCUCGUCGCUUUUUCCGGCUUCCCUUUGGGCAGACAAUGGCCUACCUGCUCCGCCCAUGGUCGCCUCAAAACUUGCGAGGGGGACGGACAGCUAGCGGGAUGGCGCGGGAUGGCCGCCAGGGAGAAAGGGUGGGAGAGGGUCUGGCCCGAUGGACAGUUCCAACAUCCAGUAAGUACUCCGUACGGUUUCUCUCGAAUCUUGAUAGUCUCCCGGCUCCAAACAUUCUUCGCCGUUCGGAUCCAAGACAAAUGUGGUCGCAGAUCAACAUGUGUUCGGGAAAGUACAUCCAGCUAUCGUCAUCAAGUACGGAUUUGUGCUCUGCUGCGAUCGAGAUUCAGGCCUGGCCGAGGUCAUUUCGCUUCGCGUUGAUCUAAGAAUAUCCGCCUUCCACCCCUCGAACCAGAGUUGAAUGAACUCAGACCAGGAGUUCGAAGAUUGCGAAGUGGAGUGAGAAGCAGGCACCAUUUAAAGUCGACUGUGGGCACGGAAGACGCAAGUCGGUCGGUUGGCCAUGAUUCACUGGA
Molecule: messenger RNA, 1059 nt
Organism: Aspergillus japonicus CBS 114.51
Lineage: Eukaryota; Fungi; Ascomycota; Eurotiomycetes; Eurotiales; Aspergillaceae
Exons: 1
Coding region: 376-909 (177 amino acids)
Source: RefSeq, a predicted model, not a curated record